This is a messenger RNA of Osmerus eperlanus (European smelt), 3487 nucleotides long. RefSeq names its product solute carrier organic anion transporter family, member 4A1 (gene slco4a1). The record is from RefSeq and is a predicted model, not a curated record. Gene Ontology annotation, molecular function: protein binding. Gene Ontology annotation, cellular component: plasma membrane. Gene Ontology annotation, biological process: transmembrane transport; sodium-independent organic anion transport. Bases 621 to 3005 code for a protein of 794 amino acids. The transcript is spliced from 12 exons. NCBI's taxonomy places the organism in Eukaryota, Metazoa, Chordata, Actinopteri, Osmeriformes, Osmeridae.
UGACUGCAGCAGCUCGAGCCCUUACCGCCGUGGUUAUGUGUGCGCUUGCGGAAAUAUAUUUUCAUCAUCAUUUACGUUUAGAUUUCUGAGAAAGAUAGGUCACGGCGGAGCCACAGACCCGCCGAGUCAUUCUGAUAAACUGUCAUCCGCUCCACUCAUCUACCGGCAAUUGGUCGAGCGGCGGUAGCGCCACGAGAGGUUGAUGAUCAUUGGGCGACAUCAGCUCCUUUGAAUUCGCGGACUCAAGAGCGCUUAGCGACCGAUAGACGCUGCCGCCAUCGCCGUUAAAACUGUAGCACGCGGGUGAGAGGGAGAGGAGAGAGGGAGAAUAAAAAGGAUAUCAAGGAUUUCACGGGUUGGAAAUGUAACAUUGUGUUUUUAAAAUUUUAUUUUAUUUUAUUUACAAAGCUCAUUCGGUAGCUGGAUAUCUACAGGAUGACCCUACCCAGAAGCCACAGAGCGGCAGAUCUUGUUCCCUCCCUGUAGAGCCCAGCACCUCCCUUUCCUCCCUCCCUGCAGCCUCCCCCUAACGCCCCUCUUCUCCUCCUCUGUCACUCCUCAUAACACAACCAGACCAUCUGAUCAGCCCGAUCAGGUCACUCCCCCCCCCCCCCAGACAGAUGCCAGUUCUCCUGAACGGAGACGCCUCCUUCAGCUCCAAGCAGGAGUUGCUGGACCUCCAGGACUGGCCCCCGUCCCAGGGAGCCUCCUCCCUGGACACCCCGAGCCCCGUGGACUCCCAGGCGGGCAGUCCCCUGGGCUCGGACCCCGAGAGCCCUGGAAGUCCCUCCGGAGAUGCAUCCUCCAAGGGAGCCAGGGGCCUCCUCAGCCAGCCCAGUCCUCCGGCAGGCCACCCGUACGGGCCGGCUGACCCUGACACGCCCCUGGGGGUGAAGUUCGUCCCGGAGGAGGCGGAGCAGCUAUGCGGCUGGGGCCGUCUGACCCCGCGGGCGGUGCAGGCCUUCAACACCCCGCGCUGGGUGCUGUUCUUCCUGUGCGUGGCCUCCUUCCUGCAGGGCAUGAUCGUCAACGGCUUCAUCAACACCGUGGUCACCUCCAUCGAGCGGCGCUUCGACCUGCGCAGCUACCAGGCCGGCCUGAUCGCCAGUUCCUAUGACAUCGCCGCCUGCGUCUGCCUGGCCUUCGUCAGCUACUUCGGGGGAACGGGGCACAGGCCUCGCUGGCUGGGCUGGGGCGUGCUGGUGAUGGCACUGGGCUCGCUGGUGUUCGCCCUGCCACACUUCACCACACCGGCCUAUCAGGUCAGCAAGAGGGAGGGGGCGGGGCUGUGCUCGGCCAACCGCAGCAGCCCCUGCCUGGGCCGCGAGGGACGCGGGCUCUCGGACUACCGCUACGUGUUCAUGCUGGGGCAGUUCCUGCACGGCGUGGGGGCCACGCCCCUCUACACGCUGGGGGUCACAUACCUGGACGAGAACGUCAAGUCCAGCUACGCACCUGUCUACAUAGGAAUCUUCUACACAGCGGCCAUCGUGGGUCCUGCAGCUGGUUACCUGCUGGGAGGCUACUUCCUCAACAUCUACACCGAGAUACACCAGAGGACAGAGCUGACUCCAGAGAACCCUCUGUGGGUGGGGGCGUGGUGGGUGGGCUUCCUGGCGGGGGGGGCGGCAGCUCUGCUCAUCGCCCUGCCCAUCCUGGGUUACCCACGGCAACUACCAGGUUAUCAGGAGUACCAGGCCAUGCGUGUGUCGGAGGCCCACCAGCUGAGGGAUGGCAGCCAGGUCACAGCCUCCGACCCCCAGUUUGGGAAGUCAGUCAAGGACAUGCCCAGGUCGGUGCUGCUGCUGCUGAAGAACCCUCCCUUCCUGUUCCUGUGUCUGGCGGGGGCGACCGAGGCCACGCUCAUCGCAGGCAUGUCCACCUUCGGACCCAAGUUCCUGGAGUCCCAGUUCAGCCUCAGUGCCUCUGAGGCAGCCACCUGGUUUGGUUACAUGGUGGUACCUGCUGGUGGGGGGGGCACCUUCCUGGGGGGCUACAUCGUCAAGAGGAUGAACCUGCGUUGCCGUGGCAUCAUCCGCUUCUGCAUGCUGUGUGCCCUGGUCAGCCUGCUGGCUGUCUUCAUCUUCCUUGUCCACUGUCCCAACGUGCCCAUGGCUGGGGUAACCGCGCCCUACCGCCCACCCCAGAACCCCCCCUACCAGGACCAGGGUAAUGACCCCCCCAGCUACACCCUGCCCACACACAGGACGUGGGUGGAAGGCAACCUGACAGCUGCAUGUAACUCAGGCUGCAGCUGUGUGCGGGAGCGCUACAACCCCGUGUGUGGAGCUGAUGGAGUCAUGUACUACUCCCCCUGCCACGCUGGCUGCACCGCCCUCAACCACACCGACCUCGCCACCGGCCGACAGGUGUUUUCCAGCUGCGGCUGUGUGGGGGGUAACGUGUCGUGGGAGGGGGAGGGGCUGGCGUCGGCAGGGAAGUGUAGCAGCACCUGCCACCACAUGCCAGCCUUCCUCAUCUUCCUCUUCCUGGUCAUCUCCUUCACCUUCCUCUGCUCCAUCCCCGCCCUCACCGCCACGCUCAGGUGUGUCCCAGACAGCCAGAGGUCCUUCGGUCUUGGCAUACAGUGGAUCGUGGUUCGGACUCUAGGUGGAAUCCCUGGCCCCAUCGCGUUCGGCUCUGUGAUCGACAUCUCGUGCCUGCUGUGGCAAGACCAGUGUGGGGAGCAGGGCUCCUGUUACCUGUACCACAACUCUGCCAUGAGCAGAUACACCCUCAUCGCUGGCAUCAUCUACAAGGUGUUGGGAACGGUCUUCUUCCUGUUGGCCAGUGUUCUCUACCAGCCCCCCCCGGAGUCCCCCCACAGCAGCUGUGACAGUACGGACCCAGGGGUGGGGGGAAGGGAGGGGGGGAGGGAGGGGGACGGGGAGGGGAGGAGGGAGGGGGGAGGGGACGGAGGGAAGGUGGGCGAAGACUGCAGUGACCUCCCCAUUAAGGACCACCCCCUGGACCACAUCAUCACCAAUGAACACGCCCGCUUAUGACCUCACACUGCAGCCUAGCGCAAGUGCUUGUGUGAAUGUGUGUGUGUGUGAAUGUGUGUGUGGAUGUGUAUGUGUGUGUGUGCACGCGCUAAGGAGAUCACUGUGUGUUGCCAUGGAGACGUCUGAGCCACUGUAAACAAACAGUUUUUCAAAAGAUGAUGUUCAGAGUGUCAGCCCUGGAUGGAGCCAGACUGAUAGUGGUCGGCAUGGUAACCCUCUCCUGUCAGAGGGCUCUGUGUGUGUGUGUGAUAAGCACUGUGUCCCAGCCUUGACUAUGAAGCAUGAGAAAUGUUGAGUAAAGUUCUGGCGUUUCUAACCCCCCCUGGACCUGUCAUUACCCUAGAUACAUUACUACUGGCCCUGUCAUUACCCUAGAUACAUUACUACUGGCCCUGUCAUUACCCUAGAUACAUUACUACUGGCCCUGUCAUUACCCUAGAUACAUUACUACUGGCCCUGUCAUUACCCUAGAUACAUUACUA